AUAAAGAGGGGACGUAGUUUUCAGUUUUGAUGAAAACACGCUUUCUGGGGCUGGAGAGAGGAGACCUGUGAGAACUGAGAAAAGAACACACCACAUAUAGAGAAGGUUUGUGAGAAGUAAAGAAGACGCAGACAGUGCUUUGAUUUUGAUUGAAUAAAAGGAACAAACCAACAAAGUUAUAUUGGAAACGUGCCCAACGCUACUUCUUCGCCACAUGCAACAGUGACGCCACGCCACGCCACCGCGAGAUCCAUUCGUUUGGAAUCCAUCUAUCUUCAAAAUGUUAAGAAUUUGAGAAAUGGGUUUUGAAAUCCAAGCAAUUUGAGACGCGGGUUUUGAAAUUCAAGCGAUUUGGGACGUGUAUUUUUGAAUUUGAGGCCAUUUUAUUGAUGGGUUUGGGAGGAAUCUGAGGAAAUUUCUUCAAUGUCGGAGAGCGAUCAGCGUCGUCUUCUCGGGGCGUCCGAGGAUGACGUGGAGGUUCGAGGCUCGGAAUUGGCGUUGGCGGUCGUCAAUGGCAGCAGUGGCAACAACAACAACAACAGAGGUUUCAGGGAUUUGCUAAGGUUGUCGGGUCACCGACACAGUUUCAAGCACAUUGACAAAGAAGGGGAUAGGGAUAGGGAUAGAGAUAGAAGAGAUCAGAAUCGGCAUCUCCACGAUGUGGAUCUUGAUUCUUCUGUUGAUGUGCUUGGGGACAGUGCACCUCCUGAAUGGGCGUUGCUUCUCUUUGGUUGCCUCAUUGGACUCACCACUGGCCUCUUUGUGGCACUUUUUAAUAAAGGGGUGCAUAUAAUACAUGAAUGGGUAUGGGCUGGCACUCCAGUUGAGGGUGCUGCCUGGCUUCGUAUUCAGAGAUUGGCUGAUACAUGGCAUCGAAUCCUUUUAAUACCUGUCACUGGAGGAGUCAUUGUCGGCAUGAUGUGUGGUUUACUGGAAAUACUGGACCAAAUAAAGCAAUCCACUUCCUCUCAAACACAAGGUUUUGAUUUUCUUGCAGGAAUCUUUCCAACAAUAAAGGCUAUCCAGGCUGCAGUUACUUUAGGUACGGGCUGUUCAUUGGGCCCCGAAGGUCCUAGUGUUGAUAUUGGGAAGUCAUGUGCCAACGGAUUUUCACUAACGAUGGAACACAACAGAGAGAGGAAAAUAGCACUUGUUGCGGCUGGUGCAGCAGCUGGUAUUUCUUCAGGCUUCAAUGCACCAGUUGCUGGUUGUUUCUUUGCUAUCGAAACUGUGCUGAGGCCUCUUCGUGCAGAGAACUCUCCCCCAUUUACAACUGCCAUGAUUAUAUUGGCUUCUGUUAUCUCGUCAACUGUAUCUAAUGUUUUACAGGGGAUCCAAUCUGCUUUCACAAUACCCGAGUAUGAUUUGAAAUCUGCUGCUGAGCUACCUUUAUACCUGAUAUUGGGAAUGCUAUGUGGUGUUAUAAGUGUGGCCCUGACUCGUUUGGUUGCUUGGUUCACCAAAUUAUUUAAGACUAUUCAGGAUAAGUUUGGCAUUCCUACUGUGGUCUGCCCUGCUUUAGGUGGCUUUGGAGCUGGGAUCAUUGCUCUUAAAUAUCCUGGAAUAUUGUAUUGGGGUUUCACAAAUGUGGAAGAAAUUCUACGCACUGGAAAGAGUGCUUCAGCUCCUGGAAUAUGGCUUCUGGCUCAAUUGGUAUUUGCUAAAGUUAUUGCAACAGCUCUUUGCAAGGGAUCUGGGCUAGUAGGUGGUCUUUAUGCACCGAGUUUAAUGAUAGGUGCUGCAGCUGGUGCUGUAUUUGGAGGCUUUUCUGCUGAAGUUAUUAAUUCAGCAAUUCCUGGAAAUACCGCUGUUGCUCAGCCCCCAGCAUAUGCUCUGGUUGGAAUGGCUGCUACAUUAGCAUCUGCUUGUUCUGUUCCUUUGACUUCAGUUCUACUUCUGUUUGAGCUGACAAAAGAUUAUAGGAUACUGCUUCCACUCAUGGGAGCUGUUGGAUUGGCAAUAUGGGUUCCCUCAGUGACAAACCAGGUGAAGGGGAGUCAGACACCUGAUUCAAGUAAAUCAGCAAGAGGAUAUUCUCCAAUUUCACAUGCUGGAGAUGAUAAUGAGGAUAACUGGAGACAAGCCAAUGAUGGGAAUGAUUUAGAACUCAGUAUUGUUGGAGAUGGCACAGAUCUUGAACCAAUUGAUACGGAACUGCUUCUGGACAAUCUUCAGGUUUCCCGGGCCAUGUCAAAACAAUAUCUGAAGGUUUUGUCAUCUUUAACUCUGAAAGAUGCAAUGAAAUGCAUGCAUGACAGCCAGCAGAAGUGUGUGCUGGUAGUUGAUAAAGAAGAUUUUCUAGAAGGAAUAUUGACAUGUGGUGACGUUAAAAGGUGUCUGUCCCAGAAGUCUAAUGACACUUUGAAGAGCGAUUCAGGGAUUUUGGAUAAUGUGGGUUUUGGCUUAACUCAACUUCAAAAGUUAGCUCUUAAGGCAAACACAUGCCUCGUUUCCUCUGUUUGUACUCGAGGGAUGACCUAUCGUGGACAAGAGCGAGGAAUUUUAACCUGCUAUCCAAAUACUAGUUUGGCUAUGGCCAAAGAGUUGAUGGAGGCCAAGGGCAUUAAGCAAUUACCAGUGGUUAAACGUGGUGGAGAUCACAGUAGAGAAAUGAAGAGGAGAAUUGUUGGUCUUCUUCAUUAUGAUGCACUAUGGCAAUUCCUCAGGAAAGAGAUUAAUCUCCAGCAAAUAGCCCAUCAAAAUAGAACAGAUAAAAAUUUGGCUGUGAUAACAACAAAUGGGCACUAGUUCUGUGGUCAAUCUUUUUUGUUGCUCUUAUGAAGGAAAUAGUGAGGUUGUAGCAACAAGCUCUUUUUUGUUGCUCUUAUGAAGGAAAUAGUGAGGUUGUAGCAACUAGCUCCUUGGUUGCCUUCAAAAGUGAGACUAUUAAUUCAUGUAUAUUCUAGUGCCAAAAUAUUGGUUAUUUGAUAAGGAAGAAAAUACAAGUUAAGAUCAUCAAGUCUAAAUCAUAACAUGAUAUUCUUUUGCAUAAUUUAGGACACUGCAGCGUGAAAAGUAACUCUAAGAAGCAAAAGACUACAGAAUACAAUGGGAAAUAAAAAAGUGUUUAAACACUGAAAUUCGUUCC
Molecule: messenger RNA, 3088 nt
Organism: Glycine soja
Lineage: Eukaryota; Viridiplantae; Streptophyta; Magnoliopsida; Fabales; Fabaceae
Product: chloride channel protein CLC-f-like
Exons: 10
Coding region: 424-2748 (774 amino acids)
Biological process (GO): transmembrane transport; chloride transport
Cellular component (GO): chloroplast; membrane; Golgi apparatus
Molecular function (GO): voltage-gated chloride channel activity
Source: RefSeq, a predicted model, not a curated record